Messenger RNA from Acipenser ruthenus (sterlet), 7115 nucleotides. RefSeq names its product myotubularin-related protein 14. The record is from RefSeq and is a predicted model, not a curated record. The coding region runs from base 666 to 2621 and encodes 651 amino acids. Gene Ontology annotation, molecular function: phosphatidylinositol-3-phosphate phosphatase activity. Gene Ontology annotation, biological process: dephosphorylation. The transcript is spliced from 19 exons. Lineage: Eukaryota; Metazoa; Chordata; Actinopteri; Acipenseriformes; Acipenseridae.
ACGUCUGCGCACGAAGUUCCUGUUUACAUGUAGCUACAGCGAUGUACCCGACCGUUCAACCUUAGCUCUGCUAAUGACCGUUAUUUAUUGGGGGGAAAAAAAAAAAACCUUGUUAAAUAAUAACAGGAUACAGUCUCUCACUCUUCAUAACAAGUGACUACCUGUUUUCGCAGGGACUACUUCUAAAAACUCCUGAGGUAACCUUUGUAUACACGAGCAGGCCGGGAUGCCUCGAGCUUUCCAGAGUCGCUCUCUCGGUUCCGUUUGACGUUUUGUUAUAGUGGUAAUGCAGCGGAUACUUGGUAGCAAACCAGGUGGGAUUUUGACUAUUUUUUUUUUAAUUCAAAGAAGCACCUAAACGUGGAGCGUGACAAUUGAAUUCCACGUUUAAUGUUAUUUCCUCAGAAACUGAAACUUGCCUCGCUAGGAAUUUAACCCGACCCAACAAUUCCUGCCCCCUCCAGAUCGACCAGGUCGGUGUGUGGGUCUAAUUCUCCGGGGCCCUGAAUCCGGCCGGGUUUCCCGGCUCCGGCCCUGUAAAGCGGGCGGUAAGGAAGAAGUUUUCGAGGAAGGGAUGGCCCGGUGGGUCUAUCCGAACCCAGGGUACUGCAGUUUUUGAGGGAGGCCGUGUCCGCAUAGAGCCGGCCCGAGGGGUCGGGGCUGCCAUGGCCUCCUCCUCGUCCCUGUUCUCGGACGGGCUGACAGCCUCUGGAAUAACAAGCAAAAAGAAUGAGGAGAUUGCAGAGUUGAUAGACUGUUUCUCAAAAAUACAGUACCGAGCUAAAGAAACGAACUCAAAGGUGGAGCGCAUUGAGAAUCGGUAUUUAGAGUUGUUUGGCAAGGAUUACAAAUACAGUAUAAUUCACAAUGCAAAUGGAGAGGUGUGUGGGCAUUACCCUCGGAAGAUCGUCUUUUUGGAGUAUGAGAGCUCUGACCAUGACAAAGACAGGUUUGAGAGCACUGUGCAAGUUACUAAACUCCAGGACUUGGUGAAUCGCAGUAAAAUGGCUAGGUGUCGAGGGAGGUUCGUCUGCCCAGUUAUCCUCUAUAACGGCAAGCACAUCUGUCGUUCUUCCACGUUGGCAGGAUGGGGAGAAUUGUAUGGACGAACCGGUUACAACUACAUCUUCUCAGGGAGCUUGGAGGAUGCAGGGGCCGUGUCGGAUGACGUGCCUCAGGAGGAUGAUGAUGAUGCAGUGCGAAACGGGGAUUCUCAGCUGUUUGACAAAGUCAGAGGUCAUGACAUCAAACUGCUCCGAUACCUGUCUGUCCGAUACAUCUGUGACCUGAUGGUGGAAAACAAGAAAGUGAAGUUUGGCCUGAAUGUAACUUCCUCUGAGAAGGUGGACAAGGCCCAGCGCUAUGCAGACUUCACCCUCCUUUCUGUUCCAUAUCCAGGCUGUGAAUUUUUUAAGGACUACAAAGACAGAGAUUACACUGCAGAGGGUCUGGUCUUCAACUGGAACCAGGACUUUGUGGAUGCCCCCCUAACAAUACCAGAAUCCCUCAGCAAGAACUUGAAUAUCAACUGGAGAGAAUACCAGUCAUGGGACCUGGUGAAGCAGACACAGAAUUAUCUAAAGCUGCUAAUUCAUAUUAUCAACAUUGACGAUAAAAGUGGUUUGCUAGUGCACUGCAUAUCUGGCUGGGAUCGGACGCCUCUGUUUGUUUCGCUCCUGAGACUCUCACUUUGGGCAGAUGGUGUGAUCCAUGCCACUUUGGAGCCAGCAGAAAUACUGUACUUGACUAUUGCCUAUGAUUGGUUCCUCUUCGGACACAUGCUCCCAGAUAGACUGAGCAAAGGAGAGGAGAUAUUCUUUUUCUGCUUCAAUUUUUUGAAGCACAUCACCUCAGAGAAAUUCUCGGCUGUGAAAAAACAGAGGCGGAAAAACUCCCACUUCAGAGAUACUGAUUUCACAGUAGAAGAGAUCUGCCAGUUAAAGCGGAAAGACCGGGGCAGCGCCACCAGCCUGAGUAGUGACUUCUACCUGAUCCAGGAAGACUCGCCAGCCGCAAUGGGCAGCUUUAACUACGAAGGAGUGGAGCUGAUAUCAGCAGGGCCUCAGGCACAGGCUGCCUGGAGGAAAGGAAGGACAUCAUCUCCACAGAAUGUGUUGUGGAGUAAACACCACCCACUAGAAGAUAAGCCCCUGUAUCCAGGAGUGGCAGAGGCCAAGUCUUCCAGCUCUUCCUCUUCGAACCAAUCUGAAAACAACUUCAUGAGGCCAGGGAGCAACCCAUUGCCAGUGCCGGGGAGUAACCCAUUGACUGUGCCAGGGGGAAGAUCUGCCGGCGAGUAUGCACGCUCCGGUUCUUCAGUCUCCACCAAUUACGGCAGCUGGCAGAUUGUGUCAGGCUGUGGCAGCAUUAACGACCGGGGUAGCCUGACUACUGAAUCUCCCCUACCCUUCAGCUUUCAGGAUGAGGGAGCCAACGGCAGGAUGUGCCCACCAGUCCCGGAGCGGCAGGCCAGAUUGGAGAUGGUGCGGGAGGUGUUCCUUUCUGCCUACAGUGCCACUGUGGGGCUGAAAUCGUCAGCCAGCCCCUCUGGAGCCAUCACCGGUCUUCUGGAGCAGUUUGCACGUGGAGUGGGACUGAGGGGAACCAACAUGAUAGUCUGACACCCAGUAGUGUUUUCUGAUACAAGGAAACAAAAGCAAGGGCAUGACUGAUCACACACAAAAUGGUGCCAAACAUGGCUUUUAUUAUGCAGGGGCUAAUGUAGUAUUAUUUUUGUUUUCUUUUCUUUUACUAUGGGAAACCUGCUAAAAGUGAUGUUGCCCAAUUUAUAAUUUGUAUAUUUUCAAGAUCAGUGUUUGGUCUCUUCACUACCAUGGGUUUUAAAAAGGCUUAACUAGUUAACUUUUUUUUUGUAAAACGCAGACAAAUUACAGGACGUUUAACUUAUAAGAGAUGUGCGGUUAUAAUAAGAACAACGUUGCUUCCAUUCUGUAGUUAUCCUGGAGUUUGUUUGAAGAGACAUUAUGGGAGGGGUGUUUUACUGAUCUAAACAAUGGCUUAUAUAAAUACUGCCACCCUUAAGCUUGUAAGCCAGUUUUAAUGGGUCAGUACAUCACACCUUUACAGACGUAAAUGCCUACGUGCUGGUGUAAGUUUGUUGUUUCUCAAACACACGAUCUGUACACAGCAGAGGGGAAUGUGUAGUAUCGCUAAAUCAUUGGUUGCUCAAUUGUAAUUCACAGUACUAACUGUAGAGGUAUAAAAGGCUUUAAUAUCGAAAAUUGUUUGCCUUAUAAGUUGUUGAUUUUAAAGUUCACUUGCCUUAAGUUGAGGGGCCCUACGCUGUGAUGUUGUUUGGAAGAGAUAUAAGCAUUACAUCUGUGGUUGUGGAUCUCACAGAACAUUUACGGUAUAGAACUGAAAAAGUUAAAGAAAUACGUCUGCUAUUAAAUAAUUAGCAAGUUUUAUAUGGUGACUUCUAAAUUCACUGAGCAAUUAGAAUGUUAGGUUACUGUCCCUUGUGUUUGCUCAGUUUAAAAACAAUGAACUGUUGAAUAAAAAAACCUCGAAGGCUGUAGCAUUCCACAGCAGCACUGAAUUUAUCUGUCAGCUUUGGGAAAUUAUUUAAUCUCAAAACCACUGUAUCAAAUGCCAAAUAUCUGUUCAAAUAAAACCCCAUGGGAGUGAAAUGAAGAGCCAAAUAGGUCUAAAACAUACUAAACAAUUUUACUGCAACUGAAAUAGUUUGCACACAAGAAAAAGUCUGUCUCCUUGUCAAGUGGUCUUUUCGUGUAGGCUGGGCAGAAAGUGGAAUCUUGCAUCGUCCCUGUACCUGAUGUGUGUAGCAUGUGCUUUGUGUCAUCAAAUACUUCUCAUCACUUGUACUGACAUUUUUCUUUUUAUGCUGCCUGAGUGAUGGUGCCAAACUAUAGUGAAUGCAUUUUAAUAUAAUGUAAAAAAUAAUACCAUUAGUCAUGACUGGUAUGUGCUGAAAAAAGGUGUUUAUUUGGUUAGGAAGCUCUAGUAGGUUCCAUCCCUACCGUUUCAUAAUUUAUAUAUUAUCCCACAUUCUAUAAUGUGAGUGCAGGGAGCUAUUCCUUCACAGAACAAAACAGCUUUGCUUCACUUGCAACCCAAAGGAAAAUGCAGUUAAAUCCUAAAAAAGUAAGGGUUUGGAGUGUUAGUGUUAACAGGCGAAAUAUACAGACAUGUACUUUAAAUGUAGGUUAAUGAAGAGACAUCAGUUUACAGACCACAAAAUCUAGGUCAUGAUUGCCAGGGGAUUGCAAUUUUCAGCUGUGUUUUGUAAAUUCUCAAGAAGUGAAUGUUGUUGCACCAUCUGCGCCCUGUUUCAUAGUGGCUUCUGUGAUCUCCUCUGUUUUUCUUCUCAGGUUCAGUGAACAUUAUUUUUUUUUUUAAGGCGGAGUUUGAUAUUAAAGUGUAAGUGGGAGGAAAAUACAAUUCGAAUGAAAGUUAGUUACACAUCAUUUUUCCAGUUAUUUGGAAUUAGCCAGAAAUGUUCUUAGUGAAGUCACCUGUUAUUUUAUACAAUAAUUACUUUUUAAAAACAAUAUGAAUUAAGUUUGUACUCCACAUAAGGGAAACAAUGUAGUUAAUUGCAAAGCAUAGGAAUUUCAAUGAAUUAAUACACUUGUCAGUUACAGGGGAAAUGCAUCCAGUAAUUGAGCUUACUAAAAAUAUUUUCAAAUAUAAGAUCUGGUAGUAUUCCAUUAAAAAAACACAAACAUAUUUUUUGUUUGUUUGUAUGUAUGUGUGUGAUGUUAAACAGCCACAGAUGGUAGUUCCCUGAUGAUUUGCCCUGGCCACAUGCAUCAGGUUAAGAGUUUAAAUCACAGUUUCUAUGUACAGUAACUGUUAAAAUAAAUUAACACUGUCAGAUUGAGAAGGAAUGCAUGUUCUUGUCUCAAGUCAUUUGGAUUUGCCAUCUACUUUAUAGGAUCACACUUUUGAGUCUUGGGACAUAAAACAGGUCUUAAAUCUAAUAUCGUUUUUAUUUGAAAAAAAUAAAAAAAGGCCCAUAUACAUCUAGAAUUUGUGAGACGUUUUUUGCAGUAUGAGAUAAGUAAUGUAAUUUUGUUGGUUUCCAGUAAAAUGAGUUCAAUUGGAAUCCAGACGCUCUCAUAGUGCAAUCCCUAGGUAAACUGUAAAGGUUUAUAAGCAAUUGAACCUUCAAAAUAGGCCACUAGUCCAGAGUUUGCAGUGCAGGAAAAACUUUUAUUAUAUCUUUGCUGCUUUAUUAAAUUCCAUUUGAUCUGCCAGAAUCCACAGUCCAUGCCCCUGGAGUUUUUACAGGAAGUAAUUGCUAUGCAAUGCAGUGCAAUGCAAGUACUGGUUCCCAAUACUUUUACAGUGAAGCCUCCACUUACCUGUUUUUCUUUACUUCAUUUGAUUUUGAAUCUACCUCUGGGUGUCGCAUUACUUAAUUCUAAAGUUAGUUGAACAAAACUGUGAAGGCAAACAGCUACCUGUGGUGAGUUUACUCUCACUACCAUAUUAAAGCCUAAUGUGAAAACGAUUUAAGAGAAAAGUACAUCUGUCUUCUAAGACUAGUCACUAGCAGCAGGCAUUAGCAAUUAUCAUCAAGACUUGUAUAAGCCACAUGGGUAUCUGGUUCAUAAGAAAAAUAAACAGUGGAAAACCUGAAUAGUUAAUAGCAGUUGUCUUAAAUUGUCCAAUUUCACAUUGCUUACAACAUGAAAAAUGUGAGUCCCAACUGCAACAAAAUAAAUGAAUUUAAGCCCUAUGUGUUGUUCAUUUACAUAGGUUCCUUUUCUCAAGAUUUAAUAAUACAAAGUCUAGUUUUUCGCGAGUCCUGUGCUUUUCUGAUGAAACAGCCUUUAAUGCUUAAUACAAAUUGGAUGCAGCAUUGUGAAAGGGAUCUCGUUAUUUUGUAAAUACAUUUUGUUUACAUUCUUUUCUAUGUAUUUUCUGUGAUUUAUACAUGAUUUUAAUGAUGUGUUCAGAGAAAAAAAAAGGGAAACCAAUUACUAACCUUUCAUAUCGGGUCAUUGUGAGUGAUGUUAUGAAGAAUUUUGGCAACCUCAUUUUUACUGUAGAGGCUGCAAACACUUUUACUCUUGUCUGAAGCUCUACAGGAGUGGCUACAAUCUGCCCUUAUUUUUCAUUGCAUCUUGCCGCUGUUGUACUCAUUCCUGUGAUAACACCAAAGAUUGACCUAUGUGCAGUAUUGAAUCCGGAUUCACCAUUGACCUUACUUAAGGGUGUUAUUUUUUUGUUUUAUUUUUUCUCUAAUUUUCAGUUUUGUUAAUGUGUCUCUGUUGUCAUUACACAUAAAGAUCCCGAGCAGGACCCUGGGCUGAUCUAUUAACCCACUUUUUCUAUGUAAUCAUCACCUUUUGUAUUGGCUGUAGGUGUGAUGGAGCUCAAGGUAUUUUGGAGGCAAUUUGGAACAAUUUGCUUUAAAACGACUCAAACCAACAAAAAAUGCUCAACAAAAUUUUAUUUGGCUUAAAGUUGGGUACACAAUUUUGAAGCUCUGCUUGUUUCCUGCAACUAACUUGCAUAGGAGUGAACUGUGGCAGUUUUUAGUGAGCAUUUGUGCAGCUGAUUACAACAAGGCUCUAAUUUUGAGCUGUCAGCUGAACUUGUAUGUGUUAGGACAAAUUGCGUAGGUUGCCAGGUGGCAGAUGUAUUGACAGUGCAGUUGCAUUACAUCAGUAACCCAGUUGUAGACACAACAAAUGAGCAAUAUUGACUGUGACACAUGGCCAACUUCAAUUAUAAUCUAAAUUAUUGAGCGUCAGGGUUAAGGUGAAUUGAAUUUACUUUAUAACUGUAAGUAUGUGCACACACCACCCUAAACUACUUAUGUAUGUUUUCUGCCCCUACAAAAAAAAAAAAAAAAAAAUUGGGAAUUAAUUUUCUUUUUCAAAAUUCAAAAUGUUUUGUUUUGCUAUGAUUGUUUAUUACUGUAAACACACUGUCAUGCUUAAUCAAAUACUACAGCUGCACACACACAUGGUUGUUUAAAAAUUAUAUUUAUGUGUCUAACUGUCUAGAAAAUUGCACCUUUUUACCUUGUACAGAUACUGUUUUUUAAUUAAUUUUAUUAUAAUGGUUACUGGAGAAGGUGGAUUUGCAGAUUGGGGGUAAAAUAAAAGUACAUAAAAUUG